This is a messenger RNA of Vitrella brassicaformis, 1198 nucleotides long. The record is from the annotation of a GenBank genome assembly. Lineage: Eukaryota; Vitrellaceae.
CAUGCAGUCAUCUGUCUCAAAGAAAGCAGAAACCUCACCCACGCCACAUCUCAACAGCAACACCUCACUUCUCUGGGCACUCUCUCUGAGCUCAUUCAUCCCCUCUGUGCCCUGCCGACCGUUGGAUUCGCCGCCCUCCCGGCCUUGGCGCCUCCGCCGUUGCCCUUCUUGCUGUCUGCCGCCUUGCCCUUGGUGCGCUUGGCCCUCUGCUGCUCCUCCCUCUGUAUCUCGGCCUCCAGCCGCUCCUUCAUCCGCUGCUGGCCCGCCUCGCGCACACGCUCGACAGACUUGAAGAACCGGGCCACCACCCCCUGCACACAGACAGACAGUCAAGAUGAAAACACAUGAUGGAUGCUGAUUUGAUUGCGAGCGGGGCGUGUGGUGGUUUCGAUUAACGCAUUACCGUUUUCCUGCCGGAUGCCUGCAAUUCUUCCGGCUUGGCUGGCGGGGCGAGGUUUGCCCGGCUGGGUUUGCCCUCUGCGAAUGCCUUGAAGUUUGAGUAGGUGGUGGCGCCGCAAAUGUACUUGUUGGUCCGCCUGUUGUAGUAGUAGGGCAGCCCGCCGCACCGGGCCUUCUUGUCGAGCUUCUGCAGUAGGUCCCAGUUGACGGGGUGCAGAUACACCUCCAGCCGCUCUAUCUUGGUGUGCAGCUCACGCUCCACGCGACGCAACACCGGCUCCAUGUCCUGAUAGGGAAUCAAUCAAUGAUGCAAAUCACAUGAAAGCGACACGCAUGGCAUGCCGCCGCUGCGCUGCGUGAUAGUAUGUGUGUUCACCCCAUCCGCCCACCUCGCACUGGUCACAGUCGAUGCUGUGGAACUCCAGCAGGUACGGCUCGUUGCGCCGUGGCCGGACGGCGGCGCUCUUGACCCCCAUCAUUGAGAGCAGGAAGGACCGUCUCUUGCUGGAAGAAUGACGGUCUUCUGCACCCGCACCCAUCCUCAACAUCAACAAGGCCAUCGUCACGGCAACAAGCAGGGCGAAGCGAGUCAGAGAAGAAGGUGAUCUCGUCCGUGGACAGUGCCAUGGGAGCGUUGACGCCCUCCUUGACGAGGUUGCAUCGUCAGAUCUCGGUGCAGCAUCCCUCCUUGGCCUUGUUGGCUGAUGCUCAUGAGUUUUUCUCGGCGCCGAGGGAUUCAUUUCGCAGAUUGCCGUGGACAGAAGGGUACACGGGCCAGGCACUCUGUCUUGUGGCUGAC